UGAAAUUGAAAAAUAAAUUAUUGCAUAAUUUGAUCUUUGGUUACUUGUGAUACUUUGGUUAUUUAUAAUUCUGUUGAAAGGUAUAUUAUUUCUUAAUAAGUGUAGAGUUAUCUUCAGAAAUGGAAAAUUCAAAUAAUUCUGACAGUAACCCCCUGCCAGCAGCAGCAACACAUGUCAGGAAGUCGGUCAGUGUGGACACGUCCGCUAGUGUCGAAGAUACAAGUCUUCCAGGAGGGGAUAAACAGGAAGAAGAGGAGCAAAGUAUAGAAGACCUAAUCAUAGACGUAGAAUGUGAGGAACUGGACCUGAACCACCGGCGGAUAGCAAAGAUAGAGGACCUGGAACCUCUGAGGUGUCUGGAGCGGCUUUACCUACGGUGGAACCUCAUCAAGCGGAUCGAGAACUUGUCAACAGUGACGACUCUACGAGAGCUGGAGUUGUAUGACAACCAGAUCACUGUCAUAGAGAACCUAGAUGCUCUCGUCAACCUGGAAAUUUUAGAUUUAUCGUUCAACCGUAUCAAAGAGAUUGGUGGUCUGGAGAAACUGGAGAACUUAGAAAAGUUAUACUUAUGCUCAAAUAAAAUAUCCAAAAUAGAAAAUGUCAACCACCUGAAAAAGCUUAGGCUUCUUGAGUUAGGCGAUAACAAAAUUAGGGUUGUUGAAAACUUACAGGGACUAGAUGAACUAGAAAAUUUGUACCUAGGAAAAAAUAAAAUAACCAAAAUUGAAAAUGUGGACACACUAAAAAAGCUCACAAUUGUAAGCUUUCAGGUAAGUUCAUGCAGUAGUUGUUUAUAGUUAAAAUGUUUUCUUUUCUCAAUGG
Messenger RNA from Homalodisca vitripennis (glassy-winged sharpshooter), 825 nucleotides. Its product is annotated as protein phosphatase 1 regulatory subunit 7-like. The coding region runs from base 120 to 800 and encodes 226 amino acids. Lineage: Eukaryota; Metazoa; Arthropoda; Insecta; Hemiptera; Cicadellidae. Gene Ontology annotation, molecular function: protein binding. The record is from RefSeq and is a predicted model, not a curated record. The transcript has 6 exons.